AUGGAAUCUGCCGUUUCCGCUUCUGAUGUGGUCAACUUCGAAUGUUUUCAUCAAUAUAAUCUCGCAAUCGGUCGGUUGUGCUUGAAUUCUGCUAAAAAACUGUAUCAAGAGCGAUUUGGAUCCCGUUCAACGGUCAAGCUUGUGCCACCAGAUCGCAUAGUCUCUAGGCCCUAUUGCCAGCCGCCGGGCAUCGGAUUGCUUUUUUCACCAGCCCCAGAAACAAGGACGAACCAAGCUGUAUUCUUGCCAGCCUCGCUUCGUCUGUGUGUGUACGGUCGAGCGGAGGGUGGCGACACGCCAGAGGUACAGUGGGGUGGCAACUGGCGAAGAGCUGUUUACGACUUGGCCCAGUCUUCGAGGGCUGGAUUUCAAUUCACACAACUCGGCCAAGCUUAUUCAAUUCGGCGAAAAUGA
Messenger RNA from Protopolystoma xenopodis, 414 nucleotides. Lineage: Eukaryota; Metazoa; Platyhelminthes; Monogenea; Polystomatidea; Polystomatidae. The record is from the annotation of a GenBank genome assembly.